AUGGUGGGUACAGGGCCUAGGGACCCUGAGCUGCUCACGGUCAAGGCAGUCCGGGCCAUCGAGGCGGCGGACCUGGUGCUCUACGAUAGGCUGGUGUCUAACGACGUGUUGGACUUGGUCGGGGAGGGCGCCAGGCUGCUCUAUGUCGGCAAGACGGCGGGAUACCACAGCCGCACCCAGGUUUAUGGAAGGGGUGGAGAAGAGAUGGAUUUCUUACAGCAACAGGGAAUCAAAGUUGAAGUUAUCCCAGGAAUUACUUCUGCUUCGGGAAUUGCAGCAGCACUAGGCAUUCCGCUAACCCAUCAAGGUGUUGCUACCAGUGUCAGAUUUUUAACUGGCAACUCCAGAAAUGUUGGGACAGAUCCACUAUAUGUAGCUGGAGAUGCAGCUGAUCCAAACACUACUUUGGUUGUGUACAUGGGUUUGUCAACACUUCCAUCACUUGCUACAAAGUUAAUGAAGCAUAGCCUGCCGCCAGAUUCCCCUGCUGUUGCAGUAGAGCGUGGGACUACACCUCAACAACGAACGGUGUUCGCCUUGUUAAAGGAUCUUGUGGAUGAAGUCAAGUCAGCUGAUCUAGUUUCUCCAACUCUAAUAAUUAUCGGGAAAGUGGUAUCCUUGUCGCCCUUCUGGGUUGAGUCAUCUGAACAUGAUGCACUGAAAAUUGAGAGCUCAUAUGUUAAUGAAGCCAGAUGA
This is a messenger RNA of Miscanthus lutarioriparius, 696 nucleotides long. NCBI's taxonomy places the organism in Eukaryota, Viridiplantae, Streptophyta, Magnoliopsida, Poales, Poaceae. The record is from the annotation of a GenBank genome assembly.